AUGCGUCUCGCUUACUUCUUCGUCUUGGGGAUUGCGGGUACUAUCCACGACAGUAGCAGUGCGUUCCCUGCCACGAUCGCGAAUGCUAAGGCGAUGAUUGACAACGAGGCUCCGCCUAAUAAUUUCGAUCCGAUUCAAAUGGAUGGUUACCGCCUGCUGCGCCGUGUUGACAAUGACGAACAGGAGAUUGAAGAAGAGAGGACCUUCAGCCUCGGAGAUGUACUGAAGAAGCUGAAUCCUGUCAAAGCUGUGAAAAAGGCCAAGGAGAAGGUACAAGACGCUACGGAUAAAAUUACGGAUCCCAACUGGAAAGACCUGGUUGUCCAUUUUGCGGUAAAAGGAGAUGACAAAGGUUAA
Phytophthora nicotianae INRA-310 is the source of this 357-nucleotide messenger RNA. RefSeq lists its product as hypothetical. The transcript has a single exon. The coding region runs from base 1 to 357 and encodes 118 amino acids. NCBI's taxonomy places the organism in Eukaryota, Oomycota, Peronosporomycetes, Peronosporales, Peronosporaceae. The record is from RefSeq and is a predicted model, not a curated record.